AGCUGGCAUCUUUUUAUGCUAUUCUCAAACGACCACAAAACCAGAAGGCAUAACAUAAUGAAUAAUGAUCCUCUGCAUUGUCAUUAUUGUUCCUAAUCAAUCAAUCAUUAGUCUCCUAAUUAAACAAAUUAUCGUUCAGAUCAUCCACCUUUUUCCCUUGCUAAUCUUCUCUUCCUGUUGUUAUAAGUACUCACAUUUCCCCCCACUCAUCAAACCACUUCAAUCAACGGAAACUACACACACUACAUUUUCGCUUAAUCAUGAGACUGAAACCCGCCACCGCCACCGUCAGUUUAGGCAGGAACCUGAAUCCCGACCUUGACAACCAAGAGCAAGACCUCUCCUUCGUCACGCUGCUGCCGGUCGACCCGAUCCCCGAACCCUUCACAAACCCGCCAACCAAGCGCCAUUCACGAGACAACUCGUUCGAGUUCGAGUUCGACGGUUCAACCGCCAAACCGGACCAAGAGAUCAUCUUCUGCGGCAGGAUCUUGACCCCCGGCAGGAUAUCAUCAUCAACAAUACCAUACACUUACGACAGCGACGGCGCCAACUACAAUCAUAACCGAAGCCGCAGGGUACAAUUCGCCGCACCGGAUCACGGCCUCUACGACAGCAGUCCGUCUGCUAAUACGUCGCCGUCUAGGUCGCUGCUGAUGGGCCAGGCCGCAGCGGGCCGGUCCAAGUCGUUCAGCUAUAGGCACCAGCAGCAGGCCGCGGCGUCGAAGCCCAAGUUGGGGCCCAGCAAGAGCUUUGCCUACUCGUCCUCCAGGAGCAGCGGGUACGCGAAAGUCACGCCGGCGACGGAGGGGAAGAAGGUGGUUGGCGGGGAGGGGGAGGCGGUCGCCGGCGGCGACGGACGUGCGCUUGGGCGGUCCAGGAGCUUUCGGAAGUCGGUGUCUUUCAGUAGGUGCUUCCCUAUCGUUUCAUCUCGUCACGACUUUUAUUAAUUGAGUUGCUGUGUUUCAUUAGGUUGUAAGUGAAAAAUGGCUGGGGGGACGGAAAUCCCUGUUAAAGCUUUGUUUGCCGUUGGGUUGUCCAUAAACGUGUUCAAUAAGAAUUUCCAAUAACUUCAUGAUAUCACUGAAAUGAAAUGGUACGGUUAUAUAUAUUCAUCUUGUAUUGUGGAGUUUUGAGCAGCUCGUUUCUUGUUUUGAGAGUGCCAUAAUUAUUUGACACUUUGACUCUCAAAAUUUGAAUUUGCUCCAACAAUGAAGUGGUAGUGCUGAA
This is a messenger RNA of Linum trigynum, 1230 nucleotides long. Lineage: Eukaryota; Viridiplantae; Streptophyta; Magnoliopsida; Malpighiales; Linaceae. The record is from the annotation of a GenBank genome assembly.